This is a messenger RNA of Musca vetustissima, 3897 nucleotides long. RefSeq names its product fibrillin-2-like. The transcript is spliced from 4 exons. The record is from RefSeq and is a predicted model, not a curated record. Gene Ontology annotation, molecular function: calcium ion binding. The annotation marks the transcript as partial. Lineage: Eukaryota; Metazoa; Arthropoda; Insecta; Diptera; Muscidae.
UGUGAACCUGGCUUUAGACUACAAGAUGCCCAAUGCGUAGAUAUUGAUGAAUGUGCCGAAGGUAUCAGUGGUUGUCAGAUGUGUGUCAACACCGAGGGUAGCUAUGAGUGUACCUGUCCUUCGGGUUAUGAUUUGGCCGAAGAUGAAAAAACUUGUAUUGACAUAGAUGAAUGUGCCAUAGUGUCCGAACAGGAUGAAUAUGCCGCCGCAUAUAAGGUAUGUUCGCAUGGAUGCCGUAACACUGAAGGAUCCUUCGAGUGUUUCUGUCCACCCAUGUAUCAUUUGAUCGAAGAUGGGCGUACUUGUGCCGUCGAUUCCUGUGCUGAUUUAGAAAAUCCCGCCCUAAAUAAAACACGUUGUUCGUAUGAGUGCACCGACAUGGCUACUGGUGGUUUCCAAUGUCACUGCCCUGAGGGUUAUGCUUUGGUCGACACCUAUAACUGUGUACAAACUCAAACUGUGUGUGAACGUAAUGGCGACGUGUGUUCUCCCGGUUCUUGCCAGGAAGCAGAAAAUGAGUUCGGUUUUCAGUGUAUUUGUCCAGUCGGAUAUCGGGAAGAAAACAACCGCUGUGUAGAUAUCAACGAAUGUGAGGAGGGAACCCAUGAGUGCUCUCACCAUUGUGUAAACACUGAGGGUAAUUAUCUCUGUCAAUGUCCCCAAGGAUUUGUCCUGCCUUAUGUAACAGCCCACAACUGCGAAGAUGUUAACGAAUGUGAAGUACAGCCAGGAAUAUGUGGAGAAACUCUGAAAUGCGAAAAUGUCCCUGGUUCGUUUACAUGCCUUUGCGAGGAUGGUUCAGCUCCAAAUGCUGAGGGUAUUUGUGUUAGUGAAAAAGUAAAUCCCUGUGCUGAGAGUCGUUGCUCGCAUGAAUGCAUCCCCGAAGGUGAUGGUUAUCGUUGUGAUUGCCCUGUUGGAUGGACUUUGGAUGAGUCACAAUUGACUUGCGUCCAGUCGGAGGUUUGCGAUGCCAAUCGUAAUGGCUGUGAUCACCUAUGCAAUACAGAUGGUACCUGCUCCUGCUUGGAAGGGUACACCUUGGAUAUCAAUGGUAAAACUUGCUUGGACAUUGAUGAGUGCCAAGUGAACAAUGGUGGUUGCCAUCAAUUGUGCAUCAAUGUUGAAGGUGGGUUCACAUGUUCAUGUCACAAGGGUUUCGAGUUCCUCGAUGGCCCUUUGCGGGAUUAUUGCUUUGACAUAGAUGAGUGUGCUUUGGGCUUACACAAUUGCGCCGCAGAUAUGACAUGCGAAAAUCUUAAUGGAUCAUUCACUUGUCUUUGUCCCAGGGGUUAUGCUCUGGGCAUGCCCAUCAUCCAUCCAUUAACAUCUAACGAAGUCAUUGAGAAUUCAUUUGAUCAUCAUUUGUAUAAUACAUCAUCCGCGUCCGUCUCAUCGCCAUCACCAUCAGAUUCAUUAGCUUCUCAGUCAUGCUUAGACAUCGACGAGUGUUCCAUUGAAAAUGGUGGCUGUAGUCAUUUUUGUAUGAACCUCCCCGGGUAUUACGAGUGUUCAUGUCCUCCCGGUCAUUUGCUAUCAUCGGCUGACAAUAAGACCUGUAUACUGGUCGAUCAUUGCUUACGAGAUAACGGUGGUUGUUCCCAUGCCUGCAACACACGCAAUGGUCAGGUGGAAUGUUCCUGUCCCGUAGGAUUCCAUUUGGACUCGAAUGGGCGCACCUGCCUGGACAAUGAUGAGUGCUUCAUAUCGAAUGGAGGCUGCGAACACAUUUGCCAAAAUAAUAUCGGCAGCUAUUCAUGUUCAUGCCGCGAAGGCUUCACCCUUUCAUCCAAUGGUCAUGCUUGCCUGGACAUCGAUGAGUGCAUCGAUGGUGUGGCGAAUUGUAGUUUCAUUUGUAUAAAUCUUUUAGGUUCGUAUGCCUGUUCGUGUGAGGCCGGCUUCCAAUUGGCCGACGAUGAGAGGACCUGCUUGGAUAUUGAUGAGUGUGCCUUGGGCAAACAUGAUUGCUCACACGAUUGUCUCAAUGUGGAUGGAGGCUAUAAGUGCUCCUGUCCCCAGGGUUAUUAUUUGGGUGAGCAUCAAUCGGUCUGUGUCGAUUUGAAUGAAUGCAUUGCCGAAGAUCAUGGCUGCAGUCACGACUGCUACAACACCAUGGGAUCCUAUUUGUGUGCCUGUCCAGAUGGCUUCACUUUGUCCAGCGACGAGAAGACUUGUAUUAAUUCUAUGUGUCUUGAGAACAAUGGUGGCUGUUCACACAACUGUGAUCCCGAUCAAGGUUGCUCCUGUCCAUCGGGUAUGAUUUUGGGUUUGGAUGGCAGGACCUGUGAAGAUGUCGAUGAGUGUUCGGCCGAUAAUGGUGGCUGUGCCUUCAAAUGUGUGAACUUGCCGGGUUCGUAUGAAUGCGUGUGCCCAGAUGGUUCCAAGCCAGCCAAUCCUUUCGAUGCCUGUCCCAAUACAUGCCCUGCCGGUUUUACAUUUAGCCGCGAUGACCCUAACCAGUGCGAAGAUAUCGAUGAAUGUUCUCUACCGGGUGUAUGCCAAUAUCAAUGCCGCAAUACAAAUGGUUCGUAUGAGUGUUUGUGCCCCAAGGGUUAUCGUUUAGAAAAUGGUCGCGAUUGUCAGGAUAUAGAUGAAUGUGCCAUCGAUAAUGGUGGUUGUGUGGGUGGGGAAUGUAUUAAUCACAAAGGUGGUUACGAAUGUCGCUGUCCCUUGGGCCAACGUUUGGCUGCGGAUCGCAAGACCUGCGAAGUGAUACAGGAAUUACGUGAUCAAUGCCAUCCCUUGUCAGCACCACCAAAUGGUGCCAUACAUUGCACCAAAUAUCGCCACAAGAAGAAACGUUUCUACCAAACACGUUGCAAGGUCUGGUGUAAUCCCGGUUAUGUUUUGCAAGGCCCCACACAUCGUUACUGCAAUGCCAGUGGCCAAUGGGAUCAACAUGAUAAUUUAUGUCUGCCUAAAACAUGUCCACCCCUUGCCACACCUCUAAGCGGUGUCAUUACACCAUUAUCCUGUCUACUGGGCCAAAGUGGUGUGGGUGAGCAAUGCCAUCUGAAAUGUAAUGCUGGCCAUGUGCCAGUUGGAGCAUCAGUAGCUGUCUGCACAUCUCAGCUGCAAUGGUCGUAUAAUGGCACAUUUGACUGUUUGCCAAUGCAAACUGAGCCACGUCUGGGUGUCUCAAAUGGUUUCACACCUUUGGCGCUGCCAAAUGCACCACCCACCUUUACAACGGCCACAACAGUGCACAGCACACAAUCAACCUUCAAUGGACGUCCUUUGCCUGAUUUUGGUUUUAAGGUGACACCUUAUGGUGGUAGUGGUGGCGUUGGUGGUGUACAACGACCUUAUAUUAAAUGUCCCCGCAAUACUACUGUGUACUUGGGCCCCUCAGAGCGUACAACUCAUGUCAUUCUACAGAAGCCGAUCACCAAUUUAGAUUAUCGUUAUAUCGAAUCAUCACCAGCAUGGACAAGAGAUUUACAGGCCCAUUUGGGUCCUGGUACCUAUGUAGUAAUAUUCCGUGGUCACGACCCUAUCACCGGAAAGAAGGCACGCUGUAAGACAGUUAUCCAUGUUAAACAUGCCGAAGGACCUGUGGUAGAAUAUUGUACACCAUCAUUUGAAGUUUCCUUGGGCGAGAAUCAAAUAUUCCGUUCCGUUGUCUGGGAGGAACCGAGAUUUAGUAACAAAUAUGGACCCAUUAAGAAGUUGUAUAAAUCUAGGCUUCCUGGUGAACUGUUUAAUGUGGGUGUUCAUAGCGUCUACUAUGAGGCAACCAAUGAAGAUGGACUCACGGCCAGAUGUGAAUUUAAGAUACGCGUUAACGCUGCUGGUGUUUCAUCGCAAAAUCAUUUAACUUCCAAUUCCAUUGAAUAUGGCGGUCAUAUAUCCAAAACUCCCAAGUUACCCACUUUCCAGACCAUUUCACGUCCUAGUCCA